Molecule: messenger RNA, 1149 nt
Organism: Closterium sp. Naga37s-1
Lineage: Eukaryota; Viridiplantae; Streptophyta; Zygnematophyceae; Desmidiales; Closteriaceae
Source: the annotation of a GenBank genome assembly
AUGCUGGACGCCGCGUAUGAAGAUGCAGAAGACACGGUGGCCGAAACAGCAAGCCGGAAGGUCAAUGCUAGGAUUGCGCUUGAGGCCUCCGAUGGCGGCAGCACCACCGUUCACCGCGCAACUGUCAGCAGCACCGCCAGCAGCACCAGUAGAGUUUCCAAGGUGCCGGUUAUAACAUCGGUGGUGAUGAAUAUGUCGCGGCUGAGCUUCGGCACGCAGCGAUGCAUUAGCAUUGACCCAUGGGUGAAGCGGCGGAGCCGCGUUGUGGUGUCGUGGAACCAUACUGCACUGCACUCAUGUCCACCCUUCAUUCAUGUUCAUUCCACCACUGUAUUGCUUCUCCCUCUCCCCUACUUCUCCCUCUCUCCCCUGCUUGUCCCUCUCUCCCCUGCUGCUCCCUCUCUCCCCCGCUUCUCCCUCUCUGCUCCCUCUUUUCCCUGCUUCUCCCUCUCUCCCCUGCUUCUCCCUCUCUCCCCUCCUUCUCCCUCUCUCCCCUCCUUCUCCCUCUCUCCCCUGAUGCUCCAUCUCUCCCCUGCUUCUCCCUCUCUCCCUUGCUGCCCUCUCUCUCCCCUGCUUCUCCCUCUCUCCCCUGCUUGUCCCACUUGCCCUUGCUUCUCCCUCUCUCCCCUGUUGCUCCCUCUCUCCCCUGAUUCUCCCUCUCUCCCUUGCUUCUCCCUCUUUCCCCUGCUUCUCCCUCUCUCCCCUCCUCCUCCCUCUCUCCCCUGCUGCUCCAUCUCUCCUCUGCUUCUCCCUCUCUCCCCUUUUGCUCUCUCUCUCUCCCUUGCUUCUCCCUCUCUCCCCUGCUUCUCCCUCUCUCCCCUGCUUCUCCCUCUUUCCCCUGCUUCUCCCUCUCUCCCCCGCUUCUACCUCUCUUUCCUGCUUCUCCCUCUCUGCCUUGCUUCUCCCUCUCUCCCCUGCUUCUCCCUCUCUCCCCUGCUUCUCCCCCUCUCCCAUGAUUCUCCCUCUCUCCCCUGCUUCUCCCUCUCUCCCCUGCUUCUCCCUCUCUCCCCUGCUUCUCCCUCUAUCCCCUGCUUCUCCCUCUCUGCCUUGCUUCUCCCUCUAUGCCUUUCUUCUACCUUGCGUGCGUUCUUCAGCCUCGCCCUGUUGCACCCCCUCUGGAGCCCCAAACCCCCACGAGCAUUGCACUAA